GGGACAACAGGUUUUCCUCUUUUUCUAACGGAGAUGUCAUCGCCAGCGGUCCUGAGCCUAUGUAUAAUAUGGAGUCUAUUUGUCGGCUCCAUCUCGUAUACUGAAGAAGUUGUGCAUUAUCACACUUACCCGUACGGAUACAGGAACUCGUACAUCUCGCCGACGAGAGGAUGGCCGCACUCCUGGGAUCGAGCUGGACCGAGCAGAUCAGACAGGCCGAUAUAUCGCAGGGACACGCAAGUACGUCCCUACACGCAGCUGGUGAAGGUCGAGCAAGAGCAGAGCGAUCCUUUGGUGACCAUCAGCGAGACCUUGGGCGCCUUAAACACCGUGGGCAACUAUAUCGUCAAUAUGACGAGGGGCGUCGAGAUCUCGAAUUAUCCGCCCAAGGAACUACCCUCGGCGUUGUACACCAUCUCCAAGAAUAUCUUAGGUCGCAACGUGACAGAUAGCAUCGCACCUUUGGUGCGCGGUGUCGCAUUGCCACUAAGACAAACGAUUACAUCCUCCACAAGUGAAGCACCAGUUCAAGAGCAACAGCAGCAGCAGCAGCAAACUGCGGAAAAACUGUCGAACAGAGACAAGGAGUCCACUCUAUCCGCGUGCACAACGGCCGAGGGUGCACCGGGAAAGUGCCAGGAUCUCAGCAAUUGUCCGCAAUUGUUACUCGAUCUCACUAAGCUGAGGCAAUCUUUGUGCUUUAAGAGUCUAUUCGUGCCAGGAGUUUGUUGUCCAUUGGAUAAAGCUGACAUUCCCUCUAUUCCUAUAAAUGUCGGUGGAGAUGCGAUUUCUGGAACUGACAGUGGACAUUCUCCACGACCACCGAUUCGACCCACGAAACCCCUUACACCACGUCCGAUUCCGUUGUACCCGGUAACGUCCUCGACUAUAAGACCUACGACACACAUCGUUUCAUCGUCAGACUUAUCGAGCAAUAACACGAAUGGCUUCGAAAUGAUCGGAACGAUCGACAACAAUUUUAUUCAAGACGAUGACGAAUGCGGAGUGAGAAAUUCGGGAAAAUACCGUGUGGUCGGAGGCGAGGAAGCGUUGCCCGGUCGUUGGCCCUGGAUGGCGGCGAUCUUCCUUCAUGGUUCUCGACGAACGGAGUUCUGGUGCGGAGGGUCUCUGGUAGGACCGCACCACAUCCUUACCGCUGCUCAUUGCACUCGAGAUCAGCGACAGCGGCCCUUCGCUGCUCGUCAAUUCACGGUACGUCUUGGCGACAUCGAUCUGGAAAGGGAUGACGAACCCUCAUCGCCGGAAACCUACGCGGUGAAGGAGAUCCACGCGCAUCCAAAGUUCUCGCGCGUCGGGUUUUACAACGACAUCGCCGUCCUCGAGCUCACCAGACCAGUAAGAAGGUCACCGUACAUAAUACCCAUUUGCUUGCCGCAGGCGCGAUUUCGCGGGGAACCGUUCGCCGGCGCCAGACCAACUGUAGUUGGUUGGGGCACUACUUAUUAUGGUGGGAAGGAAAGCACCGUUCAACGACAGGCGGUCUUGCCGGUCUGGAGGAACGAGGACUGCAAUGCGGCUUAUUUUCAACCUAUCACCAGCAAUUUUUUAUGCGCCGGUUAUAGCCAAGGCGGCAAGGACGCGUGCCAAGGUGACUCGGGUGGACCACUGAUGCUGCGAGUCGAGGGUCGAUGGACGCAGAUCGGCAUCGUUUCGUUCGGCAACAAGUGCGGCGAACCCGGUUAUCCGGGCGUGUACACGCGUGUCUCGGAGUAUACCGAUUGGAUUAAAAAUAAUAUGAAGUGACACCACACGAGGACAACACAGGAGUGUAGGGAAGAAGCGGUUUAUCGCACAAAAGUAUUUGAGGAAGUUCAUCAAUUCGAUGUUCCAUGUUAAGUAAUGUGUUAAAUGCCAGGAUGCUUUGGCGCAUAAUAUGGAUUUGUAAUAUAUAUGUACUUUUGUUUUUUUUUUAUAAUUUUAAAAAUUCUACGUGAAUUAAAUAACGUAAAGACACAUUUCUGUACAACGAUUAUAAAAUAUCUAUGAUCUUAGAAAAUGUCAAACUGUAACAUAUACUUUAUACUUUAUUGUGUGCCGUCGUUUUUAUAUAAUCUAUUUGAUUACAUUUAUAAAUAUACAGCUUUUCCUCGAUAUUUUCUCAACGUAUGUGUACAUAAAUACAGAAAUAUCUAGCAUCCAUAUCUUUGUCGAACGUACAAAUGUGCUAUAUAUACAUAUAUAUAUUUCUUUGAAUAACUUAUA
Molecule: messenger RNA, 2223 nt
Organism: Nylanderia fulva
Lineage: Eukaryota; Metazoa; Arthropoda; Insecta; Hymenoptera; Formicidae
Product: clotting factor B
Biological process (GO): proteolysis
Molecular function (GO): serine-type endopeptidase activity
Source: RefSeq, a predicted model, not a curated record